CGGAUCAUUUCCCAAUUCGCUACACCGCCAUGUCGACGACGAAAACCUACCAGAUCGCAGUCCUGCCCGGCGAUGGCAUUGGCCCCGAGGUCUGCGCCGAAGCCGUCCGCGUGCUCCAGACCAUCGGCGGCCUCUUCAAGCACCAGUUCGCGUUCCCGACCGCGCUCUGUGGCGGUGCUGCGUACGAAGCCCAUGGCUCGCACCUCCCGCAGGCAACGAUCGACCUUGUCAAGGCCUGCGACGCCGUGCUCUUUGGCUCUGUUGGCGGGCCCACGGAUGCCCAAGAAGACCCCAAGUGGAAGGAUGCGGAGAAGAACUGUAUCCUGGGCCUGCGCAAGAACUUCAACCUCGCCGUCAACAUUCGCCCGGCCAAGAUCUACUCGAUGCUGCCGGACCUCUCGCCGCUCAAGCCGAGCCUCGUGCAGGCCGGCGUCGACAUGGUCAUCGUGCGCGAGCUUGUCUCGGGCAUCUACUUUGGCGAGCACUCGACGACCAACGGCGUCGCGCGCGAUGUCAUGAUCUACACCGAAGACGAAAUUCGCGUCCCCGUCACCUUUGCGUUCGAGACUGCGCGCCACCGCGCCAAGCGACUCACGGUCGUCGACAAGGCCAACGUGCUCGACUGCAGUCGUCUCUGGCGCAAGGUCACCAAGGAAAUCGCGACCGCGUACCCGGACGUGGCCGUCGACUACAUGUACAUUGACAACGCCGUCAUGCAGCUCAUCAAGAACCCGUCCCAGUUUGACGUGAUUGUCACGGGCAACAUGUUUGGCGACAUCCUCUCGGACGCGGCGUCCGUCCUGCCGGGGUCCCUCGGCCUCAUGCCGUCGGCCAGCCUCGGCGACAAGAUCCACCUCUUUGAGCCCAUUGGCGGGUCGGCGCCCGACAUUGCCGGCAAGGGCAUUGCGAACCCGAUUGCGCAGAUCCUCUCAGGCGCGCUUCUGCUGCGCUACUCGUUCAAGAUGGAGGCCGAGGCCGCGCUCAUCGAGGCCGCGGUCAACGCCGUGCUUGAAAGCGGUCUCCGCACUGGCGAUUUGACGCGAGACCGGACACACGCCGUGGGCACCAAGGCCAUGGGCGAUGCGAUCGUCGCACGCAUCACCGCGCUCUUCCAAGCGCCUCACUAACGCGUAACAACCUAUUUGUGCU
This is a messenger RNA of Saprolegnia parasitica CBS 223.65, 1149 nucleotides long. RefSeq names its product 3-isopropylmalate dehydrogenase. The transcript is spliced from 5 exons. The record is from RefSeq and is a predicted model, not a curated record. Gene Ontology annotation, molecular function: 3-isopropylmalate dehydrogenase activity; NAD binding; magnesium ion binding. The coding region runs from base 30 to 1127 and encodes 365 amino acids. NCBI's taxonomy places the organism in Eukaryota, Oomycota, Saprolegniomycetes, Saprolegniales, Saprolegniaceae. Gene Ontology annotation, cellular component: cytosol. Gene Ontology annotation, biological process: L-leucine biosynthetic process.